Messenger RNA from Pistacia vera, 1999 nucleotides. Its product is annotated as probable serine/threonine-protein kinase PBL28. Gene Ontology annotation, biological process: protein phosphorylation. The record is from RefSeq and is a predicted model, not a curated record. Gene Ontology annotation, molecular function: protein kinase activity; ATP binding. The transcript has 8 exons. Lineage: Eukaryota; Viridiplantae; Streptophyta; Magnoliopsida; Sapindales; Anacardiaceae. Bases 86 to 1897 code for a protein of 603 amino acids.
UUGUUUUUACUUACAAACAUGGCUUUCUUCUUGAUGGGUUAAAUGUUUAAUUAAAUAUAGAUCAGGUGCAAGAUCAGAAGGGGACAUGAAAACAAGAUAUUCUUCAUCGCUGCUUGCCUUCUUCUUCUUCUUCAUAAUCAGUGCCUUCUUCAUCCACUCAACUUCGAAUACUUUGCCUUCACCAGACGAUCGAUCAUCAGGUUGUGGGUUAGAUUUCCAUUAUUCUUACCAACCAUCCGGUUACUGCUUGGUUCCCAAAAGGAAAAUAAUCCAAUGGGACAGCAUCUCCACACCUCUUUGCUGUCGAAAUGCCCUAGUUGCCUUCUCCUUGGCACUAGCUCAACGAUCAAGUAACCAAACCAACGGCAGUAUUUUUCUAAAACAAAGUCAGUGGGACAAAUGCGGCGGCCCUUUUAGAAAUCAAAAACAAGUAUCCCUGCAAUAUUGUGGCUUUGAUAAAUUUUACUAUAGCGAUAGCAAGUGCACAAACUUAUCUGUUUCAACAGUUCAACAGAGGAGUGAGUUCCAGAGUGUCCUAGAUUCGUGUUCUCGCUUAAGCUCUUCGUUUGAUUGGUGUGGGAAUUGCUCUCGAGCAUUACUGACCAUGAGGAAUUCUAUGAUGGAAGAAUCGAAGGAUCAUGAAAACGAUGUUGAUGUCAAAGCUUUAUGUGGGUUAGCAGCCGUUAUUUCGAUUGCAGCCGCUAAGUGGACUGAAACGUCUUUGAUUGGCAAUUUAUAUAACUGUUUUGAGUCUUUAGAUAACCUUGAUCCUGGUUACGUCAAGCUCAAAAAUUCUAUGCUGAAAGCGAUAAUUGCGAUCAUCAUAGCGACAAUCACAGUGAUACUAGUCCUUGCACUGAUUAAAUAUGUGGCGAAGAGCAAGCGAAACCGCAGGCGCAAACCUCGAAAGGCUAGUAAAGAGAUCACUACUACAUGGUCUAGUCUCUAUAGAUUUUCCAAGGCGGAGAUUGACGCUGCUAUUGGUUUUUACCCUGAAAUAAAGUACCUGGGAAGAGGCAGUGCUGGCCAAGUUUACAAAGGCGUUUUGCCUAGUGGACAAGUUGUGGCCAUCAAGCAUAUGAAUAGAAGCAACAACACUGAUUCAUUUACAAGGGAAGUUGAAGGUCUUUCAAGAGUUCGGCACCCAAACCUCGUUUGCCUUUUCGGUUGUUGCAUUGAAGGAGGCGAGCAUUUUCUUGUGUAUGAAUAUUGUCCAUCCGGGAAUCUAGCUCAACAUCUACUAAGAAAAGACGUUGUUUUAACAUGGGAGAGAAGAGUUAAAAUCCUGAGAGAUUGUGCACUUGCACUGAGGUAUCUCCAUCAUAAUAUCGACGGCUGCAUUGUCCAUAGAGAUAUCAAGCUUACAAACAUCCUUUUGACUGAAGACAUGGAACCCAAGCUUUCUGAUUUUGGAUUAGCGAAGAUGCUAGGCAUGGAAGAGAGCAAAGUAUUUACAGAUGUUAGAGGAACCAUAGGCUAUAUGGAUCCAGAAUACAUGACCAACGCCAAACUAACAUGUGCUAGUGACAUCUACAGUUUUGGUAUUGUUGCUCUCCAACUUUUAUCUGGACAAAAGGUCAUUGAGUUGGAUCUAGAUGCAAGAGAGCAGCUCACAAGAAAGGCAAGGGAUGUAAACUUGGGAAAGCGCCCACUUUCAGAUUUUGAAGAUCCACGACUGAAUGGAAAUCUCAACAAGGCGGACUUUGAAUCCAUCUUACAAAUUGCUGUACUAUGUGUUGCCAAAUCAAGCAAAGGCCGGCCAACUAUUAAAGAUGUUUUUGAAGAGAUUGACAAGGCUUGGAAAAACACAAAGGCUGAAAUGGUUAACUUGAGUUCAAAUAAGGAAACGAGUUCAUCAGCAAUACCGUCUAAAUCCUCGGAUGUGUUUCCAGUUUGAGAGAUAUUGUUGAAUGUCCCUGUUGGCAUUGAGAGGAUGGAAGGGAACACCAAGCAAAGAACGUCAAUCAAGGAAGAGGAAUUUUUUUUUUUUAAUUUUUUU